AUGAUAGAAAGAGAUAAAAAUAUUAACUGGAAUCCCCCUAAGAGAUCCCAGCUGAAAUUAAACAUUGAUGCAGCUUGGAUCUCUGCUGAUUUGCCAGCAGGUUUUUCUUUAAUUCUUAGAAAUGAUGCAGAAAUUCUUGAACAAGGAAGAGCAGGAGCAUUCACAGCCUCUACCCCUGAAGAAGCGGAAGAACUAGGACUGUUGCAGGGAGCAAAAUGGGCGACAGAAAUUGGUCUAUCCAACUUUACAAUAGAAGGAGAUUGCAAGAACCUUUUUGAUUACCUUAAUGGAAAUGAAUCCUAUUUAGAAUGGCAAAACAUACCUAUCUUAGAUGAAGCUGUCAAUGAACUCGAGUCUUGUAUUAUUUUUUGGGGUUUUUAUUUUGUAUAA
This is a messenger RNA of Papaver somniferum (opium poppy), 390 nucleotides long. RefSeq lists its product as uncharacterized. Lineage: Eukaryota; Viridiplantae; Streptophyta; Magnoliopsida; Ranunculales; Papaveraceae. The coding region runs from base 1 to 390 and encodes 129 amino acids. The transcript has a single exon. Gene Ontology annotation, molecular function: nucleic acid binding; RNA-DNA hybrid ribonuclease activity. The record is from RefSeq and is a predicted model, not a curated record.